AUUCUCCAUUUGAGUUCUACGCAAAAGAUGGACGCCGAUGUUUCUCGUUUUCAUCCAUCUGAAAUUGUUGAUAGAGAUCGUCUUAACCGAAUGGAAUUUCAGGAAAAAAUAAUUUACUCAUUGACUUCUGAAACUGCAAAAAAGCAAAUCAAAUCUCUUCGCCUCAAAACAACUGAAUUUGAGAUAUGGAUACAAAAAUUCAUAUGCAUAUAUCUAGUGAUUAAAGACCACUAUUCUGAAACUCAAUAUUGGUAUACUUUCAAGAGUGAUAUAUAUCGAAAAGAGAGAACAAAUCAAGAAGGAUAUAUUGAAGUAAUGAAGUCCGCGAAUUUUGGACCAACCAUGUUACUUCCACAGAUGCCUGCUACAAUUGGUGUGAGAGAGUUAGCAGGUCAUUUUCAAGAUGCUCUGCAUUACCCGAAAGUUGAUGAUUUCAAAAUUGAAUGUGAUGAGUUCGAUCUCAAAUCGAUUUGUGAUGAUUUUGAAGGAAUGCAGAUAAAGAGAAUGAAGAUUGAGGGAAGACUUGAUAUAACGUAUUACCAAGAAUUCAUGAAGGUAUUCUGUCAGCAAGUCGACGAACUUGUACUUUUCGGGGAUCCAUUUACCAGUUCUCACUACAAAAUAGAAGAUGUGUUGAUUCAAAACAGCAAAAUAACUCUUCAAAUGACAUCGUUUUCAAAAAACUUUGACACUUUGCUGAUAAACAAUGCAAGAAGAAUCUUGGUGUUUGCACAGACAAGCCUAGCAACUAUUGAUAUUUUCCUAAAGCAUUGGGUGCACGGAUCAAAUCCAAGAAUGGAGUAUUUUGCGAUAGAAUUGAUGGAAAGUGAUCUGAAUGAAGAAGAAUGCUAUGCACUGAUAUUGAAAGGAUUGGCCUGUAAAUAUGCACCAAUUGAUCAGAUAAAACAAUUUGAUGAUACAUUGGAAGGAGGAAUGAACAUCACUGGAGUGAAUGACACCGUGGCUUUAAUUCAUCUUGAUACGUUAGCCUCUAAGUUAGUUCUUCAAAUGUUUGUUCUUAAUUGAACAAUGCCGAUUCAAUUUGUUAAUUCGUAAUUAUACCUUAAUAAAGAGACAAAGAUA
Molecule: messenger RNA, 1083 nt
Organism: Caenorhabditis elegans
Lineage: Eukaryota; Metazoa; Nematoda; Chromadorea; Rhabditida; Rhabditidae
Gene: fbxb-70
Product: F-box associated domain-containing protein
Exons: 2
Coding region: 28-1026 (332 amino acids)
Source: RefSeq, marked reviewed